Molecule: messenger RNA, 2713 nt
Organism: Ruditapes philippinarum (Manila clam)
Lineage: Eukaryota; Metazoa; Mollusca; Bivalvia; Venerida; Veneridae
Exons: 6
Coding region: 141-2507 (788 amino acids)
Source: RefSeq, a predicted model, not a curated record
CAAAAACGAGGAAAUUGACUUGAAAGGUGUGUUUUAUUGAAGCUCAAUUAUCGAUUUUGAUUAAUAACUUUACGAUUGUUAUUGUUAGACACUUUUGUAUACCAGAGUAUUUAACAUUGGAUUAUAAGGAAGAAAUAAAAAUGAAAUUUAAUAGAAAUUGCCUAUUUUGUGUAAUUUUAAUCUUGACAAUUUCCUUCAGUGAAGCUAGACAUCUUAAGGGGAAAAUAUCGGAUGCUGCCACGAGAAUAUCACAAUCUUUAAAUCAACAAAGUAUUAUGCAAUCCGGAAAUGAUAAUUCUGUAUUAAAAAGGAACAGUAAUUCAGUCGUCGCAAUAUCACAAAAUGACAGAAACAACAAAACAAAGAUGUCGUCGAAACCACAGCUUGGAGAAUUUAAAUCAAUACCAAACAUACUGCAUGAACACUCCGAACAGCAAGAUCGCGAGACAACUUUGUUAACUAAGAAACAAAGCGAUGUAACCAAGGGUGGAACGGAUUCUUUCGUCUCCAGUAACAUUAUUCAACAUGUGAACCAGCAUCAUCCAAACGCAAGCAAAACAAUAACAAAUGCUAUUGCUGUAAAAGAAAGAAAUGGGGAUAAUACAAAAAGUAAUGAAUUUGAAUUGAAUAUAAGAACAAACUCACUUCAAAAUAAUGAGAAUCAUGGUUUGCACAAAGAUAAUAAUAUAAAACCAGGAGCAAAGACUCUAGGUUCAAGUGUUCAAUCUGUUUCGGAAAACGAUGCUGUAGUUGUAGCUAAAGACGAUUCAAAAAAUCGUCUACGACCGACUGUUACUGUUUUUAUCGAGGAGAAAAAUCCGAAUGGCCACACUCAAAGAGUCAUUGCAAGCAGUGGAGAUGGUGUCAUAAAGAGUAAAACUGUGCAUGUCAACGAUGAAACGUUAGAUUCCAAUGGAAGUGAAAGAGUUUCUCCUAAUGAUAUACUUAACACUGAUGAUUCGUCAAAUAAAUUAGAAAAUAAUAAGGUAUCCCCUAAUGUGAUACAUAAUAAUGAUGCCACAACUAACAUAAUAGAGCACAGUGAUGUCCAAGCUGAUGUAAUAGGACAAAGCGAUGUCCCAUCGAACCAUAUAGAACACAGUGGUGUCCCAGUUAAUGGAGUAGAACACAUCGAUGUCCAAGCUAAUGGAGUAGAACACAGCGUUUUUCCAUCUAAUGUUAUAGAACACAGUGAUGUCCCAGCUAAUGAAGUAGAAAGUAACGAAGUCCCAGCUAAUGUUGAUGAACACAGUGAUGACCUAACUGGUGUUGAUGAUGUUUUAGAAAAGGAAAUCAAGCAUACCGAUAGCUUAUCUGUUGAUAAAGAACACAGCGAUGUCUCAGCUAAUUUACUUGUUACAGGAACCAAUGUAGAUUCAGCUAACAUUAUUGAAGACGGUGAAAUUUCAGCUAAUGCAGUUAAUAUCAAUAAAGUUUCAUCUGAUAUAAAAGUACACGAUAAAGACUCGUCUAGUGAUAGAGAAAAUAAUGAAAUUUCUUCUGACAAAAUAAAUAACAAUGAAGUCCAUGCUGAUCAAAUGAAAACUAACGAAGUGCUGCACGAAAACACGUUAAGGAAGGAGGAUACAGGACAUAAAGCUAUGACAAGGAAUGAAGCGAUAAGUGAAAAUUAUGAUUCGAAGAUAACCCCCACAAUGGCAGUUUUGGAUAACGCAUAUGACAAUAAAAUGCCUUUGAAAAACAUAGUGGAACCAGCAGAAGCUAAUGCUGACAAUCUGCACAAUGUUGACACUACAGGCAACGCUGUCAGAGAUAUUUCAAUACCUGAAACGACAGUGAUAACAACAGAAUCACCAACAGUAAUGGCAACAACGUGGAGUAGAUCUACAAAGAUGACAACUCCUACAACACCUAAAAUUGUGAACAAGAACCGGCCCACAGCUGCAGCGCCUACAGUGCGAAGACCAGAGGAUGUAACACCGCUUGAUAUAUUUACUUCUGAUAUAAAAUAUCAGAGGUUCCCUAGGCCAAUGAGUCUAACAACUUUAAAGAACAAGGUGCUUGGUAAACCGUUAAAGAAGUUGUACAUUCUGGAGGAGUCGGAGAAGAAGUUGUUUCAACACGUGCGUCAGCUAGAGGCGAUAUAUACAAUAGAGGACGGAGAACUUUAUGUAUCUUUUCUAUUCCGAUUUAUAUACUCAAGAAAAUGCCAAGAAAUCAAAAAAUUUAAAAUGGGAAAUCUUGUUGGAAACACAGAUAUUGCAAUGUUUGAAAAAGAAAUGGAUGAUGGGAAAACGGAGCGUAUAAUGUUUUUCUCAGAGCGCCCAGAGGACUAUGUAUUCUUUAUGUCCUGCACGGAUAUGAAGACGUCACCAUACGCGUGCAGAGAUACUUAUUAUGUCACAUUAGACACAACACAUGAUCCACCAAAUCAGUUUCCGUGGGCCGAUGCAGCAAAUGAACUCGAGUCCAAACUUAGCAUAACGUUUGAGGAUCCGAGAUUUAUUUUCAACUUCGUACUUUUGCCUUGUGCUAGAAGUUCAUGAUGGAGCUGACAAACUGAGAUAAUAAUGAUGCCAAAAGUUCUCCGAAACAAAUGUCAGAACUCGUGUAAUGUCUGUGAUGAAUAUUUUUCCUGAUACAACUGAUCAAUCUGAAAAAUAUGACACUAUUAUAAAGGGUGCUGUAUAUGUCAUGAAGCGGGAAAUCAUCGGAAUAAAUGUUUUUAAGGGUGCUGUUACUAACAUAACAU